Messenger RNA from Manis javanica (Malayan pangolin), 4639 nucleotides. RefSeq names its product Janus kinase 3 (gene JAK3). Gene Ontology annotation, cellular component: cytoskeleton; cytosol; membrane. NCBI's taxonomy places the organism in Eukaryota, Metazoa, Chordata, Mammalia, Pholidota, Manidae. Gene Ontology annotation, biological process: growth hormone receptor signaling pathway via JAK-STAT; intracellular signal transduction; protein phosphorylation. The record is from RefSeq and is a predicted model, not a curated record. Gene Ontology annotation, molecular function: non-membrane spanning protein tyrosine kinase activity; ATP binding; growth hormone receptor binding.
CCACCUGGCUUAGUUGGUGGUUGGGGCUGUGUGCCUGGACCCUGUGGAUGGGGGUGGAUGUAGACAAAGGCAAGCUUGCCUUCAAGGCCUCUGAGGAAAGCUGCCAGACAGAGGCUACUCCCAUGGCACCUCCAAGUGAGGAGACACCCCUGAUCUCUCAGCGCUCCUGUAGCCUCUCAUCUUCAGAGGCUGGUGCCCUCCAUGUGCUGCUGCCCCCUCGGGGCCCUGGACCCCCACAGCGCCUAUCCUUCUCUUUUGGGGACCACUCGGCUGAAGAGCUGUGUGUCUGGGCUGCUAAGGCCAGUGGCAUCCUGCCCGUGUACCACUCCCUCUUUGCUCUGGCCACGGAGGACCUGUCCUGCUGGUUCCCCCCAAGCCACAUCUUCUCCGUGGAGGACAUGGGUACCCAGGUUCUUGUCUACAGGCUUCGCUUUUGCUUCCCCAACUGGUUUGGGCUAGAGAAGUGCCACCGCUUUGGACUACGAAAGGACUUGGCCAGUGCCAUCCUUGACUUGCCAGUCCUGGAGCACCUCUUUGCCCAGCACCGCAACGACCUGGUGAGCGGCCGCUUCCCCGUGGGCCUCGGCCUCAAGGAGCAGGGUGAAUGUCUCAGCCUGGCCGUGCUGGACUUGGCCCGGAUGGCCCGUGAGCAGCCCCAGCGGCCCGAGAAGCUGCUGAAGACCGUCAGCUACAAGGUCUGCUUGCCCCCCGGCCUUCGAGACCUGAUCCAGGGCCUGAGUUUCGUGACGCGGAAGCGUAUCCGGAGGACCGUGGGCCGGGCCCUGCGCCGCGUGGCCGCCUGCCAGGCUGACAGGCACUCGCUCAUGGCCAAGUACAUCAUGGACCUGGAGAGGCUGGAACCGGCCAGGGCCGCCGAGACCUUCGUCGUGGGCCUCCCCGGGGCUGGUGGAGGUCAGGGUGCACCCGGGCUGCUCCGCGUGGAUGGUGGCAGCGGCGUGGCUUGGAGUCCAGGAGGACAGGAGGUCCUUCAACCCUUCUGCGACUUUCCAGAAAUCGUGGAUAUCAGCAUCAAGCAGGCCCUGCGCGCUGGCCCUGCCGGGGAGCACCGACUAGUCACCAUCACCAGGACAGACAACCAGAUUCUGGAGGCCGAGUUCCCGGGGCUGCCCGCGGCCUUGUCUUUCGUGGCGCUGGUGGACGGCUACUUCCGACUGACCACCGACUCCCGGCACUACUUCUGCAAGGAGGUCGCCCCACCACGGCUGCUGGAGGAGGUGGUGGAACAGUGCCACGGCCCCAUCACCCUGGAUUUUGCCAUCAACAAGCUCAAGACUGGGGGCUCACUUCCCGGCUCCUAUGUUCUCCGCCGUAGCCCCCAGGAUUUUGACAGUUUCCUGCUCACUGUCUGUGUCCAGACCCCUCUAGGCCCUGAUUACAAGGGCUGCCUCAUCCAGCGCGACCCCUCAGGAACCUUCUCCCUGGCUGGCCUUGGCCGUCCCCACAGCAGUCUUCGAGAGCUCCUGACAGCCUGCUGGGAUGGUGGGCUGCAUGUGGAUGGGGUUGCACUGAACCUCACCUUCUGCUGCACUCCCAGACCCAAAGAAAAGUCCAACCUGAUUGUGGUCCGGAGGGGUUGCAGCUUGCCCACAUCAUCCCCUGUUCAGCCCCAAUCCCAAUGCCAGCUGAGUCAGAUGACAUUUCACAAGAUCCCCACCGACAGCCUGGAGUGGUAUGAGAACCUGGGACAUGGAUCCUUCACCAAGAUUUACCGGGGCUGUCGCCAUGAGGCCGUGGAUGGAGAAGCCUGGGAGACAGAGGUGCUGCUCAAAGUGAUGGAUGCCAAGCAUAAAAACUGCAUGGAGUCAUUCCUGGAAGCAGCAAGCUUGAUGAGCCAAGUGUCAUACCAACAUCUUGUGCUGCUCCACGGCGUGUGCAUGGCUGGAGACAGCAUCAUGGUGCAGGAAUUUGUGUGUCUGGGAGCGCUAGACACAUAUCUGCGCAAGUGUGGCCAUCUGGUAUCAGCCACCUGGAAGCUGCAGGUGAUCAAACAGCUGGCCUAUGCCCUCAACUAUUUGGAAGACAAAGGUCUCCCCCAUGGCAAUGUAUCAGCCCGGAAGGUGCUCCUGGCUCGGGAGGGGGCUGAUGGGAACCCACCUUUCAUCAAACUUAGUGACCCUGGGGUCAGCCCCACUGUGCUAAGCCUGGAAAUGCUCACUGACAGGAUCCCUUGGGUGGCCCCCGAGUGUCUUCAUGAGGCCCGGACACUUGGCUUGGAAGCUGACAAGUGGGGCUUUGGUGCCACCGUCUGGGAGGUGUUCAGCGGUGUCACGAUGCCCAUCAGCACCCUGGACCCCGCUAAGAAGCUCCAGUUUUACGAGGAACGUCAACAGCUGCCUGCCCCCAAGUGGGUGGAGCUGGCCCUGCUCAUCGAACAAUGCAUGGCUUACGAGCCAGGCCAGAGGCCCUCCUUCCGCGCGGUCAUCCGGGACCUGAACAGCCUCAUCACAUCAGAUUAUGAGCUCCUCUCUGACCCCACACCUGGUGCCCUGGCGCCCCGUGAUGGGCUGUGGAAUGGUGCCCAGCUCUAUGCCUGCCAGGACCCUACCAUCUUUGAGGAGAGACACCUCAAGUACAUCUCACAGCUGGGCAAGGGCAACUUUGGUAGCGUAGAACUGUGCCGCUAUGACCCACUGGGCGACAACACAGGCGCCCUGGUGGCCGUGAAGCAGCUGCAGCACAGUGGGCCAGACCAGCAGAGGGAUUUCCAGCGCGAGAUCCACAUCCUCAAGGCUCUCCACAGUGACUUCAUUGUCAAGUACCGCGGAGUCAGCUACGGCCCAGGCCGCCAGAGCUUGCGGCUGGUCAUGGAGUACCUGCCCUGCGGCUGUUUGCGAGACUUCCUGCAGCGGCACCGCGCGCGCCUGAACGCCGGCCGUCUGCUUCUCUACGCCUCCCAGAUCUGCAAGGGCAUGGAGUACCUGGGCUCCCGUCGCUGCGUGCACCGCGACCUGGCAGCGCGUAACCUCCUGGUGGAGAGUGAGACGCACGUCAAAAUCGCCGACUUCGGCCUCGCCAAGCUGCUGCCGCUGGACAAAGACUACUAUGUGGUUCGAGAGCCGGGCCAGAGCCCCAUCUUCUGGUACGCCCCGGAGUCCCUCUCGGACAAUAUUUUCUCGCGCCAGUCGGAUGUCUGGAGCUUCGGGGUCGUCCUGUACGAGCUCUUCACUUACGGCGACAAGAGCUGCAGCCCCUCCGCCGAGUUCCUGCGCAUGAUGGGCUGUGACCGAGACGUCCCUGCUCUCUGCCGCCUCCUGGAGCUGCUGGCUGAGGGCUUGAGACUGCCGGCGCCUCCUGCCUGCCCUGCUGAGGUUCAUGAGCUCAUGAAGCUGUGCUGGGCCCCUAGCCCACAAGACCGGCCUCCAUUUAGCACCCUGGGACCCCAGCUGGAUGCACUGUGGAGUGGAAGCCAGGGGUAGCAUCUGGAGGCUCAAGAAUCAUGCCUUCCCUUCUUGUCUGGAAGGAAAAACUUACUGUCCUUUUUAUAUCUCCUACACACAGACCUGUGGGUUCUGGUCUGCAUGAAUUGGCUGUGUGACCUUGGGCAGAGAACUGUACCUCUCUGGGCCUCCUGCUUCACAGAGACCCCUAUGGGGCAAAUGGCACUGCAUUUUGGGAGGCACCCCUGGCUUGUGGAGCAGCAGCAGCUUGGUGGCCGUUGGAAUCGUAAAGAUUCAAGACUGACACUUCAGUGAGGCCCACUGAGCCCUGCCCAGCAGAACUGAGGGACCAGAUUUCAGCCCCUCCCAUCGUGCCCAUCCUCUUAGGGCGUGGUCCUGAGUUUCCUGUCUCACCUCCAGUGGGGAUGCUAAGUAGGUUUAAAUAUAUGUAUAAUCUUGGGCUUCUAUUCCUUAUCCCUCUUUUGCUGGGGGAAGCCAAGGACUUAGAGCAGCUGCCCCGGUUGGAAAUUCCCUUUUUGGGGAAGCCUGUGCAGCUGUUUGGGAAUGAGCAAGGGACCAGGAGAGGCGGGGGUCUCAGGUCUCCCUAACUACCUGAGUGUCCCAGGACUUCAGUUUCACCCCCUGCACAUGGGGGACCUUUCUGACCUGAGGGGAGGUCGUGCAAUUACAGACACUGGAACAUCGCAGGAGCUUUUCAGCAGCUGAGGGAAGGAAAGGCAGUUUUGGCAGAGGGAAAGAUAUGGCAAGAGCGAGGCUCAGAGUCCAGAGCUUAAGCGCCAGAGAUGUUCUCCCACUUACGUGCCGUGUGACUGUGGGCAAGUCGGCUUCCCUCUCUGAGUGUCAGUUCCAUCUCCUAUGCAAGGAGCAGAUUAAUAGUGAUGGGCCCUCAGUUGUGCAGAGUCGACUCCUACAGGCUUGUGAGAAGGUGUCUGAUGCAGGUUAAGCCCUUCCCACUCACCUGCCUGCAAGUCUUUUCUGUCACUAUUGUCUCCCAGGAAAACUCUCAUUCAUCUCUCAAAACCCUAGCUAUCAUCUCCCUGCAGGCUUCCCUGGUGUGCUUCCAUCACUCACUGUACUUCUCUCUGACCCUAGGACUGGGGUGGUGUCUGUGUCCAGCUCUGUCUCCUCUGACCUGGAGGAUCCUUGGUGGCUGGGCUGGGGUGGGCACAGAGGGGACUCUGGGACUAUUCAUUGAAUGAAUAAAUGAGUUCAGUGGAAAA